Molecule: messenger RNA, 3777 nt
Organism: Manduca sexta (tobacco hornworm)
Lineage: Eukaryota; Metazoa; Arthropoda; Insecta; Lepidoptera; Sphingidae
Product: FAD synthase
Exons: 7
Coding region: 329-1258 (309 amino acids)
Biological process (GO): FAD biosynthetic process
Molecular function (GO): FMN adenylyltransferase activity
Source: RefSeq, a predicted model, not a curated record
AUUUUAUUACCUGUGACAUAAGCAUUGUCAAAUUGACAAGUGAAACUCGAAUAUAUUUCCCAAUUUAAAAUAAAUAUUUAUGUUAUUUAGUUUGUAAAUUAUAGUUUUUCACAGACUUUAUUAUUAAAAAGUGAUAAAACGUUGAAAGGAACAUUGUAACUACCUCAAGGAACAAGACCACAUCAGUUCUGACCUGCUUGUAGGUAUUUGAUAUACAUAUUAAAGUGGAGGAGGUAGUAGACAGGUGGUUGAGCAUAUUUUAUAUGGCUAAAAGUAUUGCCACUAUCGCUAUGAAGACCAAAGGACCCUUCAGUAUGAUGCAAGAUGAAUGUCAAACAAUAAACACCUGAGUGACUUUGUAGCAACAAUUUUACUUGGCGAACCUAAUACCGAAACCAAUGGAGUGCUACUUUCGCUGUCGGUUACUAAAGUACGCAGGCCGCAGCUGUCUCGUGUUUCGCCUUCAAUGGAAACUGACUAUCCCGCGAUGCAGCCCAAGUGCGAGAGGGUCGACAUGGACUUACCAGACUACACUGACGUAUUACAACAGACGGAAGAGAUACUCAGACAAUGUUUCCAACAAUACAAACUAGAAGAAGUGUUUCUUUCAUUCAACGGAGGAAAAGACUGCACGGUACUGUUAGAUAUCACAUUAAAUAUAUUAAAGGACAUGCACAAAGCGAACGAUGUGGCCAAAAAUAUCAAAGUUGUUUAUAUACGAACGAAAGGGCCGUUCAGAGAAAUCGAAGACUUCGUGAAUAUAGUACAAAAACAUUAUGGCAUUAGACUUAUUGUGACAGAGGGUGAAAUGAGGACGACAUUACAAAAUAUUCUGGAUGAAGAUAGCAGAUUGAAAGCGGUGCUCAUGGGAACCAGACGAACCGAUCCGUACAGUCACACGUUGGAAUAUAUGCAAAAAACGGAUUCCAACUGGCCGCAGAUAAUACGUGUCUCCCCCCUCCUCGACUGGUCCUAUCACCAAAUAUGGAAUUAUAUAUUGCAACGGAACGUGCCUUACUGCAGUCUAUAUGAUAGGGGAUACACGUCAAUAGGCAGCGUUAUGAACACGUGGCCUAAUCCCUCCUUAGCAUACACAGACGAGUGCGGGUAUAAGAGUUAUCUGCCCGCGUGGCAGCUGAAGGACCCCGCCGAGGAGCGCGCGGGUCGCGGCACACACCCACCGAACAUUAUCGCAAAUGGUCACCACUCCAACAGUCACCAUUCGAAUGGUCACCAUUCAAAUGUCAUUGUAGAAUGAAAACGCAGAUUUGUAACACUAGAUCGAAUUGAUAUAAUAUAAUAAUUAACUAAUUAAUUAGCUGAAUUACUGAGAUGAAUGCUUUGUAUCUUUAGCUAUUUUUGACAAUGUGUCCACUCUCCACUAUCUUAAUUCUGACGAAUAUAAUUUUUAAAAAUAUGUGAUAGUAAACCAAGUAGAAAAUCAUUUUAUAUCCUAGAUAAUAUACUAAGAAACAAAGCAUGAAUCUUUAAUAUGUGCCUGAUGGAUGUAUUUGGAACUUGGUUCCAAAACUUGACAUUUUAGUUCAAAAUUCUUUUAUUUUUAUUGGUUUCGGAUUUCAUUAUGACAAUUAACUAAUAGUAAAUUUAUGCUGUUGAUUUGCAUUAUAGCCAUGUUUUAAAAAACAGUUGAUACGUCUUAUUGUGAAUAACAACUCGUUUAUGAGCACAGUGCACAACAUAAUACGACAUCUAUGUGCUCAUUGCAAACUUAUUUCUGUAUAUUUUUAGAUUUGUAUGUGAUCCUUUCACUUUUCUAUCAAGUAUUAACAUGGCAAUAAUGCAAAUUAACCACAUGUUUCGCAUGACUGCCACUUUUAAAAUAAAAUAAUUAUAUGACAUAUAGCGCAGUACCUUGUUUACCAGAACUGGUAAACAGAAAGUGAUGAAAAAACCUAUUUGAAAUUAAUACUUAAAACUUUUAAUAAUACUUAUAUUGUUGUGACACGAACCGUCAUUUUCAAUAAACGAUCCCAAUCGCUUUUUUCAAGCUAUCUCAAAAAUGGACCAAUCAGAACAAAGUAUUUUGUGACAUGUUUACAAAUGAAUCAUUUUGAUUGCAUCAUUUUUAAAAUCGGAUUAAAGAUUGAGAUUAGGUUUGAGUCUUGAAAGCAGUUGUUAGACGGUAUUUACAAAUACCAGCUACGCGGUAUUUCACUAUCCUAAUUUAAAUUUUCUAUCCUAUCCUGACAAAAACCAAUCAAAAUAAGUAAUUUGUAAACAUGUCAAAAAAAAAUGUUCUGAUAGGUCAAUUUACAAAUGGAUCUAAAACAGCGAUUGGGUUCGUUUAUUGAAAACGGUGGUAUAUGCAUUUCCUUAAAAAUGCACUUACGUUCAAUAUCCAAAAUAUGUAUACGUUGAGAGGAAGAGGUUCUAUAUUACUUCAAGUCAUUAUUAAUGACUUGAAGUAUAUAUUAUAUUUGGUGUUUAUACAUAUACGUCUAUUUGAGUCUAAAUGUGUAUAUAAUUUUGGAUAAGUACGUGAAAAUGUUAAGAAAAAUUUCGAUUGGUCAACGAUACAUGAUUUUUUUUUAAUUCUACAUGAAACUUAUCAGCGUCUAGUAGAGAAAAUAUAUUAGGACCAAUAAGGAGAAAGAUCCAGAACAUAUUAAUGGUACUUACUAGGUAAACUUACUUAUUAACAUACCUACCUAGGUAAUAUACCUAUUUAUUUAAGCACAUUUUUAAAGAGCUUCAAGAUUUUAAAUGUUUGAAGCAGAUUGUUUCGUCAAUCAUUUUUCACCUCAAUGCACAUGGUGCUGAUCUUAAACUUAAUUACAUGUACUUAAUCACUCGAUCUGCCAAAAACAAACGAUGUAUUUAAAUGAAUACUUCAGAAGUAGAGAAUCGAAAUAUAAAUAUUCUUAGGAGAAGUUGAAAAUGCAGCAGAGUAAUUACUUUGAACAGCUUUCUUUAUAAUUUUUUCCUAAAUGGAUUUUUUUAAAGUAAAUUACAAUUAGUAUAAUUAGUCCAUUGGUUAUUGUUAUUUAUUUAUUAUAUUGUAAAUUGGCAAUAAAACAAUAUUUAAAAUUUGUAUUAUUGUAUGACAUUUUUUUAUUUUUUACUUAUAUACAAAAAAUACGUUAUCCAGCUGAUAUCGUUGGAGUGCACUCGGUGGACGAAUGUAACCAUUGUAUGAAUUAUCAAAUUAUCACGAUAUCCGCGAAAUUUGAGAUCAGAUGUUGAAAAUUCUCCAUUUACUAAAAUAAUGUUAUUAUAGUGUUGCAUACCACACUGCUCGUCAGCUUAAAAUGGCUACCAGUGAAACCUAGAUGUCAAGUCUUGGCACCAGCUAAUGUAGGCGGGGGAGACCUAGUAGCAAAAAACCUGUAUGCCUUGUCCUUAAAAUAUCGUCUCUAUUCACUUAUUUAAUGUUCAUAUCACAAUUAUAUUUUGUUUUAUUUUUUUAUAAAUUAGCACAUCUACAACAUUCCUUAAUUUUGCAAACACGAAUAUAAAAUAUAACUGCCUUUACUUUUAUGUAUUAUUUCAAAAACCAACACAAUAUGUUUUGGUUACUAAAAAAUCCUUCCCCACACUUAUCCCAUGAGGGAAUAAAAUCCGUUAUAUGUAGUUAAUUGUCUGAUCUGAAUAUAAAAUUUUCAAGCUUCUCGACCAACGAGACCCGAGUGUUUAUGGAAUGUUUCGUUAUUUUAUGGUCACUUUUUUGAUAGAUAAUUAUGUUAGACACGAAUUAUUUUUUCUGUGAUACAAUUUUAGUUUGUUGCUUUAUUGUUUCAAUAAAAUAUUUUAAUUAAA